This is a messenger RNA of Monodelphis domestica (gray short-tailed opossum), 930 nucleotides long. RefSeq names its product olfactory receptor 13A1-like. Gene Ontology annotation, molecular function: olfactory receptor activity; G protein-coupled receptor activity. The record is from RefSeq and is a predicted model, not a curated record. Gene Ontology annotation, cellular component: membrane. Gene Ontology annotation, biological process: G protein-coupled receptor signaling pathway. Lineage: Eukaryota; Metazoa; Chordata; Mammalia; Didelphimorphia; Didelphidae.
AUGGCACUGAGCAACCAAACACUGGUGGCAGAGUUUGUUCUACAGGGUUUUUCAGAGAUACCUCAACUCCAGCCCUUCCUGUUUACCGCUUUCCUUCUUCUUUACCUCAUGGCCCUCACUGGCAACCUGGUCAUUGUCAUGGCCAUAUGUCUGGACUCAAAUCUCCAUACUCCCAUGUAUUUUUUCCUUGCUAACUUGGCUAUCAUAGACAUAGGCUGCACAUCUACAGUUUUGCCCAAGUUGCUGGAGAACCUUGUUGUGGAGAAGAAAUCCAUCUCCUUUAAUGGCUGCAUGACCCAGUUAUACUUCUUCUCUUGGUUUUUGGGGACUGAGCUCCUUCUCUUCACAGCCAUGGCUUACGACAGGUAUGUGGCCAUCUGCCAUCCCUUACAUUAUAGUGCCAUGAUGAACAAGAUGGUUUGUACAUUCUUAGUGGGCAGUGUAUGGACUACUGGCACUCUCAGCUCAUCACUACAAACUGGCCUGAUGGUACGAUUAACCUUCUGUGGUCCUAAUCAAAUUAAUCAUUUUCUGUGUGAAGUCCCUACUUUGCUGUUGCUCUCUUGUACUUCCACGUAUCUGAAUGACAUAAUGAUAGUCAUUGCAGAUAUAUACUUUGGGGUGGUCAGUUUUGUGCUCACCAUGGUGUCCUAUGGCUUCAUCAUCUCCAAUAUCCUGAAGAUCCGCACCACAGAGGGGAAGAAGAAAGCCUUCUCUACCUGCUCCUCCCACCUCAUCGUGGUCACCAUAUAUUACACCACAAUCACAUACACAUACAUGCUUCCAGGCUCCAGUUCUUCAAUGGAUAAUGGCAAGGUGGUGGCUCUCUUGUACACCACAGUCAGUCCCACCUUAAACCCCCUUAUCUACACACUGAGGAAUAAGGAUUUCAAAACAGCCCUCAAAAAAUUAUUUCCCUCUGUUUUAUAA